Molecule: messenger RNA, 381 nt
Organism: Fomitiporia mediterranea MF3/22
Lineage: Eukaryota; Fungi; Basidiomycota; Agaricomycetes; Hymenochaetales; Hymenochaetaceae
Exons: 2
Coding region: 1-381 (126 amino acids)
Source: RefSeq, a predicted model, not a curated record
AUGCUCUCACUGAAAGGAUCAAUUCAGCCGGACCCCUUUUCUCCAUAUCAUGUCCCGCAACCUGCAGUCCCGUUCACAAAUAUUGACCUAGAAGUAGAAGUUGACGAUCUUAUUAAUGAUAGCGACGAAGAAGAUCUGUUCGGUCACCUGGGUCGGGCAGCAGACGAAGCACUCGAAAGAGCGGCCGCCGAGAAAGAACGCUUGAAGAGCGAGAACGUAGGGGAAAAGGAGAAGAAGAAACGAAAGGAGAAGCGAAAGGAACGACAAGACAAAGGGAAAGAAUUAGCGACUGCACUGGGAGCCUCUGUGGCUGGUCAAGUAGAGCUAAGUAAAGAGGAGAAACCACCUAAGAAGCGCAAGAAACCCGUCAAGCGUAGAUGA